Molecule: messenger RNA, 690 nt
Organism: Pediculus humanus corporis (human body louse)
Lineage: Eukaryota; Metazoa; Arthropoda; Insecta; Psocodea; Pediculidae
Exons: 2
Coding region: 1-690 (229 amino acids)
Molecular function (GO): protein binding
Source: RefSeq, a predicted model, not a curated record
AUGGCAAAAUAUUUGGAUAUAUUAUUACAGAGAAACGAUUACGGUGUUCCUUGGGGAUUUCAAGUUCACGGCGGUGCAGAUUAUGGAAUUCAUCCGGUCAUAACAAAGGUGACCUUGGGAACUCUCGCAUCGCAAUAUUUGUCUCCAGGUGAUAAGAUUUUGGAAAUAGACGACCUCAAAUCUGAUUCUUUGCUUCAGUCGGAAAUAAAUCGUUUGAUAUUCAACGAAAAACCCAGCCUUCACCUCCUCGUGGAAAAACGGGCAAACGACGGGAAAGUGACGAGAGAAAUUUUUUUAAACGGAAAUGUUCGAAAUUUGUCGCCGCCGCCGGCGACGACGGCGCCACCGUCGUCGUCAUCGUACGACAAAUCCAAGGAACGAGAAUACGUUAAAGAAAACGAAAAUGGUAGACAAUCGACGAAAAUAUGGAUGAGAGAAAAAAAUCGUAACUCGUCUCUCGGGGAAUACGAUCUCGAAGUGAAUUUUCAAAGGACGAAAUAUAAACAACAGGAAGAUGAUGACGUGGACACGUCAUCGGCGAAAGGUUGGAAAAAGGUGGAAAACAAUAGGAAAAGUCAAGAAAGGAUGAAAAUACUUUCGGAUAAUUUCGACACCAUUUUCCGGCAGAAAAUCGGCGAGUGGCUCGAGGAAAACAUGUUGGGUUCUUCCCGCAACGAUUUUCCAGGGUGA